This is a messenger RNA of Anguilla anguilla (European eel), 4017 nucleotides long. Its product is annotated as 4-galactosyl-N-acetylglucosaminide 3-alpha-L-fucosyltransferase 9-like. The transcript is spliced from 2 exons. The coding region runs from base 373 to 1620 and encodes 415 amino acids. The record is from RefSeq and is a predicted model, not a curated record. Gene Ontology annotation, molecular function: alpha-(1->3)-fucosyltransferase activity. Gene Ontology annotation, cellular component: membrane. Lineage: Eukaryota; Metazoa; Chordata; Actinopteri; Anguilliformes; Anguillidae.
GAUUGAUUGAUUGAUUGAGGUGCCGCCAUCUGGCGGCCCAACAGAGAACAACAAGGGGGGAGGACACAGAACCCUGACAAUUUUACUGUGUAGGGCUUCUACAAGUCAGCUUGCAUCUAAAACUCACUGGCUCCAUUCAUAAAACAGCUCAAAACUCAGACAAACAUGCAUGUAAGACAUUUAAACGCAUAAGCACACAUGCAUACAUUUACUCUCCUCUCUUUUAAACAAAAAUCUUUUUUUGAUUUUUAUUCUUUUUUUGUGUUUUCCUUUAAUGAUUUUCUGUAUAACCUAACAUCUUUGUUCUUUUCUUUAUCCUCUAUACUGUGUUUUAUUUCGACUUCCCUGUAAAGUAACCUUGGGAGUCUGAACAUGUGCUUUUUAAAUAAAAUGUAUUAUUAUUAUUAUUAUUAUUAUUAUUAUUAUUGUUGUUGUUGUUAUUAUCACCAAGCAAAGAUAAUUCAAACAUAUGCUAUGCUCGGCUACAAUAAAUCUUGGGGAAAUGUCAGUAAAGGCCUCCUCUCAGCCACACGUGGGUACAAAAUGCCAUCCACAUCUUUCCAUGGAAUAGUACGUCCUUGUGUAACUGCAAUCCUUAUACUGGGUUGUUUUGGGAUUUUAUGUUUUGCUUAUUUCAAGAUGCCCACUACCUGGCUGUCAAGUCAAGUGAAAUUAAAAGCACCUGCACCAAUGGUGAAAAACUUUGGUUCAAAAAAAGAGCAAAACCAGACUGUUAUACUAAUCUGGAUGUGGCCAUUUGGCAGUGCCUUUGCCCUGACCUCCUGUAGUGCCCUGCUUAACAUUGAUGGCUGUCACCUAACAUCAGACAGAAAUAUGCUAAGCAAGUCGCAUGGGGUUAUUUUCCAUCACAGAGACAUUCGCUCAGAUUUAUCAAACCUGCCACCACCACAGCGUCCAAUAUUCCAAAAAUGGGUGUGGAUGAAUAUUGAAUCACCCACAAAUUCGGGAAAGAUUCCCGGUCUUAAUAGCCUGUUCAAUUUUACUUUGAAUUACAGGCAGGAUGCUGAUAUUCCAGUGCGUUAUGCGACCAUUGUUCAAACUCAGGAGAAUAAUUUUAAAAUACCAAGCAAAGACAAGUUAGUGUGUUGGAUUGUGAGCAAUUGGAACCCAAGUUACAAAAGAGUGGCAUACUAUAAUGCGUUGAAGAAACUCAUUGAUAUACAUGUCUAUGGACGGGCCUUUGGGAAACCAGUCAGCAACCAAGACUUUGAUCCCACAAUUGCCAGCUGUAAAUUCUAUCUGUCAUUUGAGAACUCAAUCCACAAAGACUACAUCACUGAAAAACUGUACAACCCACUUUCUGUGGGCACUGUGCCAAUUGUCCUUGGGCCAUCAAGACAGAACUAUGAGAACUUUGUCCCAGGUGAUGCCUUUAUACAUGUAGAUGAUUUUCCCUCCCCCAAAGAGCUGGCUGAGUACAUCCUGAUCUUAGACAAGAACGAAGACCAGUACCAUCGAUACUUUGAAUGGCGUAGACACUUCAAAGUAGACAAGACAGGAGCAUUUAUCAUAGGCACAUGUCUUGCCUGUAAUUAUAUUAGGACACACCGCAACGAAUACAAGGUUAUCAAUAACCUUAACACAUGGUACUGGGGAUGAUUUUAAAAAAGCGUAGUGAAGGACCUCAUCUUGUUUUUGUUUUUUUUCUUCAUAAUUUCAGAUUGCAAAAUAUAUUUUCUUUCUCCUGUGAAAUGCUAAACAAAGAUUAACUGCCAGACUCCCCCCCCCCCCCCCCCCCCCCGUUGAUUCAUUAGAAAACUCCUGGAGGUGAUUAUGGAUAUAAUUGAUGGCUCUUACCUUGACAGUUUUAAACAGAAAUUAAUUAAAGUGAACAGGAUAAAUGCAGUGAAAUUACAAUCAUAUUUAUACAGUUUGGAACAUUUGUAUAGGGUGUACUGCAUGAUUCAUGUAGUAAUGGAAAGUAAAGAUAAAAAGAAAAUAAGUGGUUCACCCUAGUUGUGCAACUUGAAUGUGUUUAUGCAGGGGAUGAGGAAGUUGCAAAUCUUGUUUUUGUCAACGCAGUAACCAAAUCUACAGCAGAUCAUUAUCAUUGUUGUUCAUCCCUUGCAUACGGACGCCACUCUUUAUAGAAACAUAGCCUCUAGUUUGAAAUCACAAAAUUAUUGACUGUUCAGAGCCAAAGCCAAGUCACAGACAUUUUGCCCUAGAGCAUAACUUCAGAACUGGUUGGGGCUCCAGUAAAUUUACUCUGUGUGUUGACAAUCUUUGUAGUGUCUAACCGUCUUCUCAUCUUCUCAAAGACAAAAACAAUAUGUGUAGGUCAGAACCAUUACUAUGUUGCCCCCCUAGUGGCUGGCCAGCAACAUAAACAAACAGGGCCAACCAUGGGAAGACUUCCAGUUUUGUAUCAGGAGAGUUGCAAAGAAUCUCCAAAAAAAAUUACGGAACCGUGGACUACGCAACCCAAAAGUAACACGACAGUCUAUAAAAACCAUGAAACCCACUAUAAAAUUUGUGCACAUAUCAUAUAGGAGGUGUCAUGUCUGGCAGUGGCAGCACUUGGUUGAAGAAAGGCAAAGCUGGAAGAAAACUGAUGACCCUACUGCACGAACUGACCAAUUCUCAGAUUCUCACUGACACUUAUUUUUGAGUGGUGAAAAUAAGCAGUAUUUUCAGUAUUUGAGUCUUAUACAGUUGGGUAAGAGGGUAAGAGUGCGCCAUACCCAGGAAUACUGUACAUCCUACACCAUUACUGAACCACCAGAACACUUCAUUGCUAGUCACUGCUUCGCUUCCAUUUUGUAUUCCCUAACCAAAUGUGGGAGCAAGAACUGGAAGAAGAUGAUGGCAGAGUUAGAAAGGGAUAAAGUUGUAACAUCGAAGAGAGCUAAAGUGGCUGGAAUGGUGACCUAAAAGUAGUGGUGAUGUCAUCUGGGACUGACAGGAAAAGAGAGAGAAUAAAAGUCACGCACAGCUGAGCGUGUUCACCUUAGACGGAGAAGGAAAGAUUCGAUUCAACCUCUGUAUGCCAGUGUGUAUAAUAAACUCGCCAGUGAAGUGUCUGUUACUUAUCAUAGUACAGGCACUUGAUCACGUCCUGGUUAAGUGUUACUCUGUGUUUUGUUCAGCUCCACUUGCGAUAUGGUAUAGGAUAGCCAUGUUCUUCUGCCAACAUUUUGGUAGCGUGCAGGCUCAGUAUGAGGCUCUGUGUCUGUAUUGCAGCUUUGAGAGAAACACACUAGAGGGCAUUCUUGAGAUGGGAGAAGGCAGGUGAAUUAGCUUACUGAUUAUUAGUAUUGCUUUCUGUAAUCCAUUUUAUGAAUUAUAAUACAAUUUUCUAACUUUACUUACUCAUAAGCAUGUAUUUGUGGUCUUGGAGGGGGAGACAAAGAAAUAGCCUGAUUAGUAGUGUCUGUUGUAAAUUUACUGCAUUUACUUUAAGAACAUUUGAGCAUACAGCUACUGGCUUCAGUUGAAAUUCCCUUUGUAGGACAAAAAAGAUUUGAUUCGAUCUUCAAGUAUCAAAAUAAAUAAUAUUCACAAGGACUAUUUGUACUGAGGAUUUAGUCAGUUAAAUGACACCUUCAUCAACUGGGGUGCAUAAAUGUCUCAUUUAGUCUUGUGCGCCAUUAUGUCCUGUCCCCAUUUCACUAGCCAUUCCGUAUUGUCUUUUAACCGAACAUCUCUCAAUGGAACAAAUCACUGCAUCCAAAAAAAUCAAACAUCUAAAUUUCAUGACACCUGGGCCCCCUUCCUAGAAACUCUGAAUCUGCCAGUGAAUUAAGACCUCAACUUUAUUAUUAUUAUUAUUAUUAUUAUUAUUAUUAUUAUUAUUAUUAUUAUUUUAUUUUUUUAUUAUUAUUUUGCAUAUUCAUGUUGUACAUCAGUACCUGUUUAGAUUCAUUAUAAACCUAUGGAGUCUGCCUGUCUGCCUGCCUAUGUAGGGGCGGUGGGGGGGGGGGGGGAAUGGGAGGAACUGGGGAAUGUAAUUUCUGUUUUCGUUUUUUUAUAUAUACACUUUGUCUUUGUUCUGGA